UAUUUUUCUUGUAGCUCACUAUAAUUGGUCUUACUACAUGCUUUAAGCAAUGUAGACUUCAUUGAACUGAUUUUCUUGUGGACUGGUAGAAGUUUUAAAACUGUACAGAUUUUUUGUACUGUUGGCAGAACUUUAUGAAAUUGAAGGAAGAAUAAUCUAAAAGAUAGUAAGAAAAUGAAGAAAAAGAAAGAAGAAGGUGAAGAAACCUGAAGUAAAGAAUAGAAAGUACAUCUUGCUCACUAUCUCAUUCUUUUGUUGUAUUUACCUGUUUCAAUGUGAAGAAUCAGAACUGUCCAGCAUAUAUAUAGGCCUGUUCACGCGGAACAACUAAGACGGCUCAGAGUUUCAUCUUUCAAUGCGAGUCAACUCAGUUAAAACUCAUGAUUUAUGCCCACAAUCACACCAUCAACUGUGAAUCUAUUCAGCUAUCUCACCUGCUUUCUCUGAAAGCUUGGAGGAAUGAAGAAUAUGAAUAAAAGCUAUAUCUGCUCAACUAUUCUGCUUCUAGUUGUUCAUUCUGGUAGGCUGCUUCUGGUGGAAUACCUGUUGCCAAGUGGCCCAAUGAGCAUCCUGAACCCCAUAUAUAUUUUUUCUUUCUUAUUUGAAUAUGAUGAGGGUUAUUUAUUCUGCCUGAUUUUUCUCUUGCUUGUCGGACUGUUCUUAUUACAUCUGUCUUUUCCUCUGCAGUUACAGAAUCAAUACUCCUUCUACCGGGUUCCUUUCACACAUGCACACUUGAAUCACAAGUAAAUCAAAUGCUUCUACUGUGAAACUUAUUUGAUUCUAUUCUCUUUAACAGGAGCACUCAUUAACUGAAUUACAUGAAGCUCAGUAGUAGACAGUUGCAAUAUAUAUCAUGUAGCAUCGCGAGGUUAUCAAGAAUCAGCUUUUAUUAUCAAGUACUUUACACACGGCAAUCCUGAGAUAGUUCUGAAAUUCUUCAGUUAAAUAUUUGCUGAUUCUCAUCAAGAGGAAUAAAUUUCAUAAUUAUUGUACGAUUGACUACUGCGUUUUGUCGAUGUCUUCUGAUAGUGAAGUUUACCUGAUGAUUCAGAACUUGAUCCCCUAUUGAGAAUAAAGCACAUUUCAUGUAUCUUUUUAAUUUGAGUUAGUACAAUAUUUUUACUCUUUAAAGAAUGGAGAGUCCUUAUGCUUGGAUUUGAGAAUAUGAACACGGAAAGUAUCACGAAGCGUCAUCAUCGUUGGAAGAAGGAAUCAGAAGCCUGUCAAAGAUGCACUUGUUUAAAUCCUUCACGUUGGCCAUUCAGAAAUCUCUACUACAUCAUUUCUUUGGAGAAGGAAACUGUAAUCCAUCAUCAACCUUUCUUCCAAUGUCAUGGGAAAAGAUAGAAACUUUAUAUCCUUUGAAUGGAGAAGUUAACGACUGCAUAUAUAUUCCACCACCCAAUUCUUUGCAUAUGGAAUUUCCAUUAACAGGUAUUGCGAGCAAUGAUAAUCGUCAGUCACAUGGUGAAUUGAUUCUAGAUCAAUCUCAUAACCAGAGUUUUCUUUCUGAGUUGUACCAUGGAUUCCAACCAACUCCUGAAGAUCAAACCAUUUAUAGCAAAAUGAGCAAUCUUAACUAUGGUUCAUCUAUAGAUUCACAAGGUUCUGCAUGUAACUCCUUUGUGACUACUAGUCAAGCUCGAAACAACAAGAGGAAAGGAUAUGAUGUUAUUGGGAAGAAUUCAGAUUUGUCGAUCCAACAACUAAGACGAGUUGAUCUUGAUGCCUGGAUAUAUGGGUCAGGAGCAGGUAAAGUUCAUACUAAUAACAGCACACAGUUCAGAGGGGCAGUAACUAACAAACAACGCAUUAGAUGGACUCAAGAACUGCAUGAGGAAUUUGUCAAAGCUGUUGAUGGUCUUGGUGGGCCAAUAAAAGCAACGCCAAAAGGAAUUUUAGGGCUUAUGAAAUCUGAAGGGUUAACAGUUUUUCACAUAAAGAGUCACUUACAGAAAUAUCGAAUGGCCAAGUGCACUCCGGAUCUUCUUGAAGGGAACAGAGCUAGGAGGACUAGCAAUGAUGGAUCACCUGAGUCAAGCCUAAGAGGAUAUGGAGAAUUUCAUAUUUUAGAAACAUUACGCAUGCAAAUGGAUGUCCAAAGAAGCUUACAUGAGCAUUUGGAGAAAAAGUUACAGAUGAGGAUUGAAGAGAAUGCAGAUUACCUGCAGAGGAUGUUUGAUCAGCAAAAAAGGAGGUGUGCAUCCUUUCAAAAUCAAAAUUCAGCGAGAGCAAUUGAUCAAUUCUUUGCAGAAUUUUCACCAGAAAGGGAAUUGAGUAACUAUGACUAUGGAAUUGAAGGGAAAUAUCAAGAACCAUGAAAUAGUGAUUAGAUUGUGUAAGAUGUAAUGAUGUAAAGACUAACAAACUCAUCUGUAGAGAUAAGUAAGAAAAUAUAGUUGGAAAAUCCGGGGAAUUAUCAAGUAUCUACAAUCUACCUUGUUGUAAGUUUGUCUGUGCCCCAAAACAUGAACGAGAAAGAUGCUGCUGUUACCUUGCUGAACUGUAUUUCUCUUUUUGAAUUGCAAUGGGUAUGUUGGUAGGUUCUAGAUAGA
Ananas comosus (pineapple) is the source of this 2558-nucleotide messenger RNA. RefSeq names its product myb family transcription factor PHL4-like. The record is from RefSeq and is a predicted model, not a curated record. The transcript is spliced from 7 exons. Gene Ontology annotation, molecular function: DNA-binding transcription factor activity; DNA binding. NCBI's taxonomy places the organism in Eukaryota, Viridiplantae, Streptophyta, Magnoliopsida, Poales, Bromeliaceae. Bases 1233 to 2324 code for a protein of 363 amino acids.